AUGUCUGCUACUACCCGCAGAGGAGACCCCUUGAAACCAGCGGCGAGAGUCGCGACACAGAAGCAGGAUGUCUGGUCCAUUGUCAACGAAGCUGCCGCGGCCUCGCCUGUCCAACCCAUUGUCAACAUGGGCCAGGGCUUCUUUGGCUACAACCCUCCCAAGUUCAUCCUCGACGCCGCAAAAGCCGCCCUUGAUACCGUAGAUGGCAACCAAUACUCUCCCACAAAGGGCCGUCCACGAUUGAAGAAGGCCAUUGCCAAUGCCUACUCGCCCUUCUUUGGCCGCACGAUUAACCCAGAGACCGAAGUCACAAUCACCACGGGCGCUAACGAAGGCAUUCUAAGCGCCUUCAUGGGCUUCCUGGAGCAGGGCGAUGAGGUCAUAGUUUUCGAGCCCUUCUUCGACCAGUACAUCAGCAACAUCGAGAUGCCCGGCGGGAAAGUCGUCUACGUGCCCAUGCACCCUCCAAAAGACGGCGCCACGAAGACUACUUCGGCCGCAGAAUGGACGCUCGAUAUUGCAGAAUUCGAGGCAGCAAUCACUCCCAAGACGCGCAUGAUUGUCAUCAACACACCGCACAAUCCCCUUGGCAAAGUCUUCUCCAAGGAAGAAUUGCAGGCCAUCGGCGACAUCUGCGUAAAACACAACAUCAUCAUCCUCUCCGACGAAGUCUACGACCGCCUCUAUUACGUCCCCUUCACUCGCGUCGCCACUCUGUCUCCUGAAAUUGCACGGCUUACACUGACGGUCGGCUCCGGCGGUAAAAACUUCUACGCAACGGGUUGGCGCGUGGGCUGGCUCAUCGGCCCAGAACACCUUAUUAAAUACGUAUCGGCAGCACACACUAGAAUCUGCUACAGUAGCGUAUCCCCACUGCAAGAAGCCACCGCCGUUGGCUUCGAACAAGCCGACGCGCACAACUUCUGGGACGAAUCCAAAAAGGAAAUGAGGGCCAAAAUGGACAAGUUCACAGCUAUCUUUGACGAACUGGGCCUUCCUUACUCGAACCCCGAGGGUGGCUACUUCGUCCUGGCCAACAUGGCCAAGGUCAAAUUCCCCGAUGAUUACAAGUUUCCGACUCAUGUUGCGGAUCGGCCGAGGGACUUUAAACUUACCUGGUUCUUGAUCUCAGAGGUCGGUGUGGCGGCGAUACCACCGAGCGAGUUCGUCACGCCCGAGAAUGCCCAUAUGGUGGAGGAUUGGCUGCGGUUUGCAGUUUGUAAGAAUGACGAUGUGCUGGAGACGGCUAUGGAGCGACUGAGGGGCUUGAAGCCGUAUAUCAAAUAA
Molecule: messenger RNA, 1287 nt
Organism: Plenodomus lingam JN3
Lineage: Eukaryota; Fungi; Ascomycota; Dothideomycetes; Pleosporales; Leptosphaeriaceae
Biological process (GO): biosynthetic process
Cellular component (GO): mitochondrion; cytoplasm
Molecular function (GO): L-kynurenine:2-oxoglutarate transaminase activity; pyridoxal phosphate binding
Source: RefSeq, a predicted model, not a curated record